Messenger RNA from Fusarium verticillioides 7600, 2803 nucleotides. RefSeq lists its product as hypothetical. NCBI's taxonomy places the organism in Eukaryota, Fungi, Ascomycota, Sordariomycetes, Hypocreales, Nectriaceae. The transcript has 2 exons. Gene Ontology annotation, biological process: regulation of transcription by RNA polymerase II. The record is from RefSeq and is a predicted model, not a curated record. Bases 346 to 1086 code for a protein of 246 amino acids. Gene Ontology annotation, cellular component: core mediator complex; mediator complex. Gene Ontology annotation, molecular function: transcription coregulator activity.
CGGAUGGGCCUGCUUUUAUCUAAUCUUGUCAUUAACUGUUUGCGGUAUCAUCUUCGACGGUCACACAGCACGACACUAAACGAUACUAAGUGAUAUCUACUUUCUCAAAUCAUUGAGACUUGCUGCAUUAAUAAAUCCCUAUUUAGGUAGCCAAGCUCCCGAAAGCUUUGACCGCAGUUGCAUCCACGUGGAUUCCAACCAUUCCAGCAGAGUCUCACUCCCCCACCAGGAAACCUUGUCUUGCUCUGUCUUUUGAGCCGCCUUCUUGACGUACCGUCUUAUUCUCUGCUCCUACAACUACCCAUAAGAUUGCUUUAUGAGGCGAUCCUCCUGCAAGAGCUGAGGAUGGCCGAACAACAGCAAGAGGGCCAUUCGCUCUCAUCCAUGUUCCCUAAUCCGCCUCCUUUUUGGCAAGACUUUACAACAGACAAGAUUUCUCGAAUUCAAGAACUAAGGACUUCAUACAUCGCGGAACAUGGUGGCGAUCCUUCGACAGUCCGCGUGCCUGGUAUUCCCGAAGAUCUCGUCAAUCUGCAACCUCCAGCCGAGCCAGCCGAUGGACGCUGGCGUGUAUUUGGCGAUCAGUACAUGCUGGACGACAAGCUUCCAACUCUCGAAGACCAAGGGAUUACCAAUCUUCCCUCAUCAUCACAGCCGGAAUCCAAGGAUGCUAAGCGCUUUGAUCGCGCCUUUGAGCUCAAACGGCUAGCUAAAUCGCUUCUGUUAAAUUUUCUCGAGCUCUCUGGAACGUUAUCGCAUAACCCAUCGCACGCCGAAGCAAAAGUGCAGGACUUGCGCACACUCUUCAUCAACUUUCAUCACAUCCUCAACGAGUACCGGCCACAUCAAGCACGCGAAUCAGUCAUUGCGCUGAUGCAAGAGCACCUAGACCGCACGCGAGCUGAGACCAUGGCCAUACGGAUACAGGUGGACAAGGCACGCCGCGUGCUCGAUGGCUUGGGCAGCCUAAGCGUACCCGAUGUGCCCAAGGCUUUAGGACAGAACACCGAGGAGGAUGAUCUGGAGGCGUUGGCGAAACAAAGAGAAGCAGACGUGUGGGCUGCUACAGAUGCCUUAUUUACUUGAGGCCGGGUAUUGGCACAAGCAUCAGAUAUUGUCCAUACCGUCACAUUAUUAUCAAGGGAGUUGCAAAGAUCAACUUCCCAACAAACGAGACAGACAGUCAUCCCACAUUGGGCAGCCAUUUCGCACAUCAUAUUCUCACCCUUUAGUCCCGAAGGAUGACCGCAGCUGGAGUCUUGGAGCGGGGCGAAUUUUAUUGCACAACCUUGUAUAAUGGACUUCUUUUUUUUAGAGGGUUUACGAAAAAAAAAAAAAAAAAAAAAAAAAAAGAGGAAUUUACACAACGAAGGUCGCGAUGUUUGCAAUAUGGAGCGAACCUCAACAUCUACGCACACGCAAGUGGAAAUGCAUAAAGCUAAGCCUCGGGUUGUCAAAAGGCGGUCAUAAACUUCGUCUGAGUCGUUGAUUCAAUAUACACACUUCAGCUGCUCUAUGUUUCUCAGCAGCAUCGCGACGCAACACACAAAGGACUAUAAAAGCUCAGUUCUCAAACAACAAACACCCGGCAUUGUUGCCUCGCAACACAUGUUGUUGUUCGACCCCCCUUACAGGAUGGUGCAGGGGAUACAGCAGCAUUCGUAGUCGCCACAUUCGAUACACUUGGUUUUGGUGCCCGUGGCCUCGGAGGGCUUAAUGAUGGACUCGGCGAUCGAAGUGGCGGCGCUACCGGGACCGUUGCGGUCGUAGAGACAUUUGGAGGAACCGCAAGCCAUUUUGGAAGUUGUUUGGAAUUGAUUCAGGAGAGCUUAGAGGGAUCUGCAGUUUUGCUGGGUUAGCUGCCGUUCAUCUUCAUCUUGGACUUGGAUGAGUUGAUGCCCAGGAACAGAGAAGAAGAGGCGCAUAUUUGUUUUGACUUACCGGUGCGAUAACGAAGUUAGUGAGAUUUAGGGGUAGAAGAAUGAAGUUGCAGGUUUCAAGUCGCAGCAGCAGCAGCAGCAGCAGCGGGAGUUGGAAUUGAAUUUCAAGCUUGGGCUGUAGCUUGGACCAUGUCGACCUAUUUUGGGCUACAGCUGUAACAUGAUUGCGUCACCAAUUGGGCUAAAGUGUGGGUGGGGGUGGAUUGUGAUUCAACGUGUAGACCCUGGAUUUGAUCCCUCCCUCUUGGCAAUCUCCCCCAGCUCAGCCUCUAUUGAGCCACUACAAUGAUGAAGCUUUGGGAGAGAAUAUAUUCCUAGUACGCUACCGACGUUAUUGACCUGCCUCUGUUUUCGGAGAUGAACAAUGCCCUCGAAUAUCAAGAUGGCCAGAACUCAUGUCAUGGCAUAUCAAUCAAGCUGGGUUGCCCGAAGAAGCACGGAAUCAAGAUGUGGUCAAAGUAAUACCUAACCGACAAUAAGGCUCUCAAAGUUAGAGAUGCCUCAUAGCAAAGCUAGUGCUUGAUAUGCUUGCCUGUGCGUGCCAGAUGGAAGACUUGUUUUCUUCAACAUCCAAGAGCAGGCAUGAGCACUGCCUAUUGCAGAGCUCUUCGUGUUUAGGAAGACGAAAUAGGAUACCUUCCAAGAUAUAAAAGGCGUCGAGCUUGUAAAGUCGGGUUUCAGUAAUGUAAUGCUGUCUCUGUGCUUGUUGCUGAGAUUGAUGCCAUAGACAAUAAGGUGACGAUGCUCUGACAGCAUACACUUUCGACUUUUCUUCUUCUUGUUAGACAUAGAUAGCAUAUGCCCCUAUGAAAGCCUUAAAAUAUACGAGAAUCUUGAACUAUUAUAUAACGCUUGAAAAGAAC